Molecule: messenger RNA, 2977 nt
Organism: Mirounga angustirostris (Northern elephant seal)
Lineage: Eukaryota; Metazoa; Chordata; Mammalia; Carnivora; Phocidae
Gene: DNAI3
Product: dynein axonemal intermediate chain 3
Exons: 21
Coding region: 1-2586 (861 amino acids)
Biological process (GO): inner dynein arm assembly; cilium movement involved in cell motility
Cellular component (GO): inner dynein arm
Molecular function (GO): dynein light chain binding; dynein heavy chain binding
Source: RefSeq, a predicted model, not a curated record
AUGGCCACUGAUGAUGGUCAUCCAGAAAUCUAUCCUUUAGUAUUAACUACCCAGACCCAGGAAAUAUUUAACUGCCGAAUAGAUGAAGAUAUCACAGAUGAACAACCUUAUAAACUUAUCAAAAAAGAAGAUAUUUUUGCAGACUUUCAGAACAGAGCUGCAGUAUCUGAUUUCCAUCCAGUCAAAAAAGUUAUCCAGGAAUAUCCUGGAGAUGAGCUUCUGGUUGUUUAUGACAAAGACUUCAAAUAUGGACUUAACUUUUAUCUUAUUGGAACUGAAGAGGGCAAAGAAAACUAUUUAAAUUCCCCAGAAGUACCAGAAGAACAGGAAGAAUAUAAAGAGCAUAUUCCAGAAGAUGUAUACAUUUAUAAGCCACCUAUCUCUAAACCAUGGGUUUCUUUGGGCAGUGAAAAAGAAAUUGAGGAAGAAUUGGUUAAGGAAUCUACAAAGCAGAUUACAUAUAUGAUUUCUCGAAAACGAAGUGAGUUUGGAGCGCCAAUUAAGUUCAGUGACCAAAAUGCUUCCAGUGUAAAAGAUGCCUAUAUUGAAUGUACAGCCUACCCAGAUGGACAUUUUGCCCUUAAGCAACUUGAGAAAGAUGUUGGCAUGCAAGUAGUCCCCAAAGUCAAGGACACAAGCACCCAAACAAGAUGGACAUAUCCCAAAAAUGCCAUUACACAAUAUUAUCCAAGAGAAUUAUCAGAGGAGGAAAAAGAGACAUUUGGACAAUCAAAGCCUUUGAGUGACUUUCUUAACAACACAUGUAUAAGUGUUGAAAUAGCCCUGCAGCAAAAUGAAAUCAUGAACACAUUUAUUGAUGACUGGAAGUGCCUGGCAGAAGAAGAAAGCUCCUUUGGAGACAAAACCGAUACGCACCUGAAAGAGUACCAGUCCUUUACCGACCUCCAUAACCUGACAGAGAAGAUGAUCACCUCCGUCUCGUGGCAUCCGACCAUCUACGGCCUAAUAGCUGUGUCCGUGGCUGUACGACUCUCCCUUGAAGAGAGAGUCCAGUUUUCUGGUAAACUGUUGCUGCAACCAUCACUGAUUCUUUUCUGGAGUUUCUCGGAUCCCAUACAUCCUCAGUUAAUGCUGGAGAGCCCAGAUGACAUCUUUUGCUUCAAGUUCUGUCCAAGUGACCCUAAUAUCAUUGCUGGAGGCUGCAUAAAUGGGCAGAUUGUCAUGUGGGAUAUUACUGCGCAUGCAGAUCGCAUAGAAAACAUCAAGACAGGUGGUAGUAGAAGUAAAAAAGUCACACUCAAGCCUAUGUUUCUCCUUGAACCAGACAGUAAUAAAGAAGCAACAUAUAUCAGACAUUGUGCAGUCUCCUCAAUAGAAAAUGGUCAUAAGAAAGUAAUUACAGAUAUACAUUGGCUGUCUGACACAUUUGAGAUUAACAGAUUGGGUGCUGUCUUUGAGAAUCGAAAUGGAAUAUGCUGUCAACUUGUCACAUGUUCAGCUGAUUGCACAAUAUGUUUUUGGGAUAUCAGACCACAGAAAGCUUUAACCCCACAAUUAAUAGAGAAAAAGAAAGAAGAACAUAUUGAAAUUCCUUUGGAUGUACCAUCUACUUUUUUGCAUCUCGAUCUCUCCUGGAAACCUCUCACGAAGAUAAGGCUGUCUAAAGGUGAAACAAGUUUAGACCACUGCCCAACCAAGAUCAGCCUGAGUGAAGAUAAUCUCCUUUACAAAGCACAAGACAAAAUAUUAGCCCAGAGCAAAGCAGUGAAGGCGGGAGAGAUGAACCCAUACCACAAUCUGGAAGCUGGGUUGGCCAAUCAUCUCAAGCCAUUAGAAGACUUCUGCACAAAGUUCUUUGUGGGAACAGAGGAAGGUGGAGUGAUAUACACAGAUUGGAAAAUGGAAAGAGACGCUGAAACUGGCCGAUUGAUGACAAAGAAGCCAGUGAGCCUCUACACUAUCCAUGAUGGAUCUGUCCACACUGUUCAGAGGUCACCUUUUUACAAGGACAUUAUCCUCACCAUUGGGGGAUGGAACGUGGCCAUCUGGAAAGAAGGUGUUAUGACUGGACCCCUCCUUCAGUCAUCCUGUGCACCAAAAAGGUAUACUGCAGGCCACUGGUCCCUGACAAGGCCUGGAGUUUUCUAUAUUGGCCGAGAAGAUGGAUACAUUGACAUCUGGGACCUUCUGGAGAAAACUCAUGAGCCAGCCCUGUCACAAAACAUCUGCAUAACUAUGAUCACCUACAUCAAACCCUGGACCUUCUCUGCUAAGCAGCAAUUUAUAGCCAUAGCUGAUUAUUAUGGAACACUGCAUAUAUUGGAAAUUCCUUGGACGUUAAGUCACCCCUCCACCAAUGAGGUAUCAAGCAUGAAUCACUACUUUGAAAGAGAAGUCAAGCAUCUGGAAUAUAUAGAGGAACGAAAGAAAAUUCGUGAACAAGAAAAGAAGGAAAUGGAGCUGGAACUUGAGAAGACAAAAGUUAAAACGUAUCAGAAGUCAAAGGAACAGUUGGAGGCUGAAUUGAAAAUGGACUAUGAGAGUUACUUAGAACUGGAAAAGAACACCCUCAUCAACCUUGGCUUCAUCAAAGUGAAAGAGACGAUGUCAUUCAUGGACUUGUAGAAAAGCUUUCUACAAGGGUGUUUUGGGGAUUUUGUAGGACUUUCUUUUCUUUUUAUUCAUCAUUUUUUAUGUAAGGUGAACUAGCAAACUAAACAUUAAAUGGGUUUACUUAUAAAUAGUAGCCUUUUAUGUCACUGCUAUUAAAAAUUGUUUUAUAACAAUAAGAUCUGUUUUGAUUUUUGGAUUGAAUGUGUACUGAAAUUUGUACUGAAUAUGAAAGUUACCAAUAACGGAAUUUUCAUUUUCCUAUAGUAAUCCCUUCACCCCCCUGUCCUUGAUGUCUACUUAGAGCCCCUAAUCCCAGAGAGAAGUGGAAAUCAAACUUUGUUCCCAAUUACCAGGUUGCUUUUGGUUGCCCCUCCAAACAGCGCUCCCACCCCCUGGGGCCUCU